Fusarium odoratissimum NRRL 54006 is the source of this 870-nucleotide messenger RNA. RefSeq names its product serine/threonine protein kinase. Gene Ontology annotation, biological process: protein phosphorylation. The coding region runs from base 1 to 870 and encodes 289 amino acids. Gene Ontology annotation, molecular function: protein kinase activity; ATP binding. The record is from RefSeq and is a predicted model, not a curated record. NCBI's taxonomy places the organism in Eukaryota, Fungi, Ascomycota, Sordariomycetes, Hypocreales, Nectriaceae. The transcript has a single exon.
AUGCGAAUGAGUGAUCGGGAAGCUGGCCCAGCCAUUCGAGCAAGACUCGAGCCCUUGGGGCGGACCGCUCUCAGCAUCAUUUACGCCGACAAAUCCGAGCCUCAAGUUGCAAUAAAAGCCACUGGCUUCUGGUUAGACGGGGAGAUAUAUGACCACGCAGCUUGUGCUGAAGAUACAAGCGAGACCUUCAAACGCGAAGCCGCCAUAUGCGAUGCCUUAGGCCCGCACGCAAAUACUCUUAAAUCAUUUGGUGUUGCAUACCUCCCCGCUGCCAAAGGCGAAGAAUCAGAGCCCAUGGGUGUAGCCCGGGGAGAGAGAGAAGCCUGGGCCUUGAAACUUGAGAGAGCCCCUCACGGCAGCCUCCGUCAGCGCAUCCUUCAGGGCGAUGCACUGCCUAUGGCCCAGCGGUUGAGGAUUGCAUUGGAUCUUGCGGACACCCUGCAGUAUGUGCAUAGCCGAGGCGUGAUAUGGGGUGACAUCUCGACACAGAGCAUCCUUCUCUUUGAUGACCACCACAUCAAACUCAGCGACUUUGCCGGCUCCAGUCUAUGCGAUGUAUAUCCAGACCUGCUCUUUGCCUGUGAGCCUCGCUACUGCAUCCCUACUACAGAUCCCCCUUGCCCAGGAAGAAGCACGUUUGAGAAGGAAUUGUUUGCACUGGGCACUGGUAUCUGUGAGAUCACUGAGUGGGAAGUACCGUAUGGCAAUGUUGAAAUCGAGGAAUUGCAGGAGAAGCUAAUGCGUGGGGAGUAUCCACAUGUAAGUGAGGACAAUCCGGCGCAACACAUCAUCCGGGGACUUUGGAAACUGGACUACAGUUCUGUUCAAGAGGUUGCUGAUGCGCUUCGCAAACUCAUGGCUACUGCAUAG